AAGCCAUAGAGCUAGAAUGGUCAUCCCAGAUCAUUAAUAAUUUUUUGUCAAUUACGCUGAAAAUUUCGUUAAUUAGCACACAAACAGAUUAAUUAGACCGAAAAAUAUUAUAUUGUUUACAACACUAUAAGUUUCUACUUUUGCAAUGCAAUAAAAAAAUGAAGUAAGACUUGUUUUGAAGUUCUACUUUGAAGUGGAAAAUCAUAAGUAAUUAUUUAGGUAUUAUGAAAAAUAAUGCUGAGUUUUUUACGAAAUAUAAGCUAAGUUCAACAUUCCAAAUUAUAGAUCAUUUAGGAAUUUCAAUUAUCUGAUAGGAAAAAUAUUUGUGUAAUCUAGUCUGGGGAGAUUGGGCAGUAAACAGAACAUAUUACCAGCUCGUCAUCUAUUUCUGAUAAUUUGUGAAUAGAAGCAUGGCCGGUAAUCCAGGUUUAGAGCAACUAAUUCCCGUAGUGAAUAAAUUACAGGAUGCCUUCACACAGUUAGGGGUCCACUUAACACUCGACCUCCCCCAGAUCGCCGUAGUAGGUGGUCAGUCGGCUGGCAAAAGUUCGGUCCUUGAAAAUUUCGUAGGCAGGGACUUCCUGCCCAGAGGUUCGGGCAUAGUGACCCGCCGGCCCUUAAUCCUACAAUUGAUAAACAGCAACACGGAAUAUGCGGAGUUCCUCCAUUGCAAAGGGAAGAAAUUUGUGGAUUUCGACGAGGUACGCAGGGAAAUCGAGGCAGAAACCGACAGAGUGACCGGUAACAAUAAGGGUAUCUCUAACAUUCCUAUUAACUUGAGGGUGUACUCCCCUAAUGUACUGAAUUUAACCCUAAUCGACCUGCCCGGUCUCACCAAAGUACCGAUUGGAGAUCAACCGAUCGAUAUCGAGCAACAGAUACGUUCUAUGAUACUGCAGUUUAUAAAGAGGGAAUCCUGUCUCAUACUCGCAGUGACGCCUGCCAAUACCGAUUUAGCGAAUUCCGACGCCCUUAAAUUGUCUAAAGAAGUCGAUCCUCAAGGGAUUAGGACUAUCGGUGUUAUAACGAAGUUGGAUUUGAUGGACGAAGGGACGGAUGCUAGGGAUAUACUGGAGAAUAAGUUGCUGCCCCUUCGGAGAGGAUAUAUCGGAGUGGUCAAUCGGUCUCAGAAGGAUAUCGAUGGGAGGAAGGAUAUAAACGCAGCCCUUGCUGCCGAAAGGAAGUUCUUCCUCAGUCACCCGUCCUAUAGACAUUUGGCCGACAGGCUCGGUACGCCGUACCUCCAGAGGGCGCUGAACCAGCAACUCACCAAUCACAUAAGGGACACCCUACCCGGACUCAGGGAUAAGUUGCAGAAACAACUACUAACCCUCGAGAAAGAUGUCGAACAGUUUAAGAACUUCAGGCCUGACGAUCCGGCCAUCAAAACCAAGGCCAUGCUUCAGAUGGUGCAACAAUUAACGACAGAUUUUGAGAGGACCAUAGAGGGUUCGGGAUCAGCACAAAUAAACACUAACGAACUCUCUGGCGGUGCUAAGAUAAAUCGUUUGUUCCACGAGAGAUUCCCUUUCGAGAUAGUCAAGAUGGAGUUCGACGAGAAGGAGUUACGCAGGGAGAUAGCCUUCGCUAUCAGAAACAUACACGGGAUCAGGGUAGGCCUGUUCACGCCCGACAUGGCUUUCGAGGCUAUAGUGAAAAAACAGAUAAGUCGCCUGAAGGAACCCAGCUUGAAAUGCGUGGAUCUGGUGGUCACCGAACUGUCAAACGUCGUUAGGAACUGCGCCGAAAAAAUGAUGGCUUAUCCGCGUUUAAAAGAAGAAGUGGAACGUAUAAUAACCACCCAGAUAAGACAGAGGGAGCAGAGGUGCAAGGACCAGAUUUGCCUCCUCAUCGACUGCGAGCUGGCCUACAUGAACACGAACCACGAGGACUUCAUCGGCUUCGCCAACGCUCAGAGCCAAUCGGAGAGCGCCACCAAGACUGGGACGCACGGCGCGUUAGGAAAUCAGGUCAUCCGUAAGGGUUACAUGUGCAUACACAACUUGGGGAUCAUGAAAGGGGGCUCCAGGGACUAUUGGUUCGUGCUCACGGCCGAGAGCAUCUCCUGGUACAAGGACGAGGACGAGAGGGAGAAGAAAUUCAUGCUGCCCCUGGACGGGUUGAAACUCAGGGACGUCGAGCAAGGUAGAAAUAGGCGGAAAAGUACGAUUCUUUCGGAUAUUUUCGACGAUAUGCAAUAUGGUUUCAUGUCGAGACGGCACAUGUUCGCCCUCUUCAACCCGGAGGGCAGGAACGUGUACAAGGAUUUCAAGCAGCUCGAGCUGAGCUGCGAGACGGUAGACGAGGUGGACUCCUGGAAGGCGUCGUUCUUGCGCGCCGGCGUCUACCCGGAGAAACAGGCCGAGCCAGAGAACCAGGACAAUCCGGGCGAGAACAUCACCAGUUCCAUGGACCCCCAACUGGAGAGACAGGUGGAGACCAUCCGGAACCUGGUCGAUAGCUACAUGAAAAUAGUGACCAAGACGACCAAGGACCUGGUGCCGAAGACCAUCAUGUACAUGAUCAUCAACGACUGCAAGGACUUCAUAAACGGGGAACUGUUGGCCCACAUCUACGCCAGCGGGGACCAGUCGCAACUGAUGGAAGAGGCCCCCCACGAGGCUCAGAAACGUGAGGAGAUGAUCAAGAUGUAUCACGCUUGUAAGGAGGCCCUGAGGAUCAUCGGUGAUAUCUCCAUGGCGACGGUUUCUACCCCCGUACCACCGCCGGUUAAGAACGAUUGGUUGGGGAGUGUUGUUAACCCAAGGCUGUCACCACCCAGUCCCGGUGGGGUUAGGAAAGCACCUCCAGCCAUCUCGUCUGUGGCUUCUAGGGCACCCCCACCGCCUCCCUCGACAAACAGACCAGUUCCUAUCAUCCCUAGCCGACCGGGUGCAGGUGCCCCUCCCCCCAUGCCUCCAAACAGGCCAGGACCUGGCGCGCUUCCUCCUCCACUCAUCCCCACGAGGCGCUAAACCUAACCUAACACAUGAUAUUCGAAAAAUUGAAAUGUGACAAUGAGGAAUUAUGAUAUCAAAUGUGCAGAACUUUAUUAUUUUUAUAAGAAUUGUAUUAUAAAAGAUACUAAGAUUAGUAAUUAUUCCCUUUUAUUUAUAUAUGAAGUUUAUAUACUACCAAAAAUAUAUUUCGCUAAGCUAUUGCAUGUUAUUCAGUGAAAAUUAGAACGGAGGAACAUGAACUUAGUUGCAAAAAAAGUAUUAAAUCGAUGUUUAGAAUCUGAACUGCCUCGGGUCGAACCAAAAACUAUGCCCGACGCGUCACGUAGUGAGACAAACCAAAUGUACGAAAUCGAUGUGCUAGGUAGAGAUUAGACUUGCUGAGUAUUAUAAAAAAGUGCACUUAAGUAGUAGGACUUGUAUUAAUUUUUCGUGAAUGUUCGAAAACGUCUCAUUUUUGGAAUGCAUUGUCGUUUUUAGUUCUAAUUUUUCUGAACAGUUCUGAUGUUGAGAUUUGAUUUAUCGAGUAUGUAUAUUUUAUGUAUAUUGAAAUGAUUUUUACAAGAUAAAGUGGUCAUCUGUGAGAAAUUGUGGAGUGCACAUCUGCCUUAUACAAUUGAAAUUUUUGUAUAGUAUUAGGAAGUAAAAGAUGUUGAUAAAUCGUUUAAAAUACGUGGUGCUUUAUUUCAAUUAUACUCAUUCUCUUCCGCGAGAAAUUUUCUGUAACUGAAUUUUUAAACUUUUUCAUAUUCUUAUAAAUGAAUUGUUGAAGGCACUUGUGAUAUGUUUUGUUUAAACACCAAUUCAAAAGUUAUUGAUGAGUUAUUUAAUUACAAAUCCAACAAUUA
Coccinella septempunctata (seven-spotted ladybird) is the source of this 3805-nucleotide messenger RNA. RefSeq names its product dynamin-like. Lineage: Eukaryota; Metazoa; Arthropoda; Insecta; Coleoptera; Coccinellidae. The transcript has 5 exons. Gene Ontology annotation, biological process: receptor-mediated endocytosis. Gene Ontology annotation, molecular function: GTP binding; microtubule binding; GTPase activity. Gene Ontology annotation, cellular component: plasma membrane; synapse; microtubule. The coding region runs from base 411 to 2975 and encodes 854 amino acids. The record is from RefSeq and is a predicted model, not a curated record.